Mycotypha africana is the source of this 680-nucleotide messenger RNA. RefSeq lists its product as uncharacterized. The record is from RefSeq and is a predicted model, not a curated record. NCBI's taxonomy places the organism in Eukaryota, Fungi, Mucoromycota, Mucoromycetes, Mucorales, Mycotyphaceae. The coding region runs from base 18 to 599 and encodes 193 amino acids. The transcript has a single exon.
CAAACAUUCAGUUCGCUAUGAACGCUUCCCUCUCUGAUUUUUGGUGUAUAAUAAAAGGUAAGAAGACUUAUUUUAACUUACAGUUUAUAUCAAAUUAUAAGUCGCGUUCACUAAGCAUAAAACAACCACAAAUAUCACACUAUACCAAGGCUAAAGAGCUGGCGGCCCAGCAUGAUCCAGAGUUGAAUGUAGAUGAAGCUGAAGUGUCUUUCUGCAACAAUUUUAUUCUGCAAAUUCUAAAAGUCAUAAAGCAUCAACCAAGCCUUUUCAAUGAUACUAUUAAUAAUUCUGAAUGGGAUUAUAUUGUGAAGUUUUGGGGAGUCGUCAUCGAACGCUUAUUCCAUUUCACUGAUCUGCGUUUAAAAUGGGGCGACACGUACCUGACAUUGGCCGACACAAUUAAAAACAUGCCUCUCAAGGUUGAUCUUCGAAUUCUGCAUGAUGGCAUUCGACAAAGGUAUAAUGUUAAAAACGAAGUGGGUGUCGCAGAAGUGUCAGAUGAAGACCCAGGAGACGCGAAAUUCACUAGUGAUAGAUGUAAACUUUUGAUUGAAAGCAAAAGCAUCAAUCAACGCAAGCUGAUGACUUGCGCUUACUAGGAAUUCCUCGUUGAAGAGCAAUAAUUGCAAUGCUCUAUCCCAAGCACGAUGAAGUUUCAAAAGUUUACCCAGACCUUCCGG